AUGUUUCCUCUGAAGAUAUGCAUUCUUCUCAUCUACUUUUGCAACACUGACUGUGCUCCAGAAGACCAUGAGCUGACUUCAAACUCUGAAGAGGAUGCUGACCAACCAAAUGAUCUUCCAGGACAUGAUGUAAGGAAGAUAUGCGAUCUAAUUAGGUGCAAAACAGUCUUAUCCAAAUUCGCUGAAGACAUCAACUCUGUACUAGUAGCCAAUCCAUUAAAAGAAAAAGAAACAGUCGAUAACCUCAUGAAUCUAGUGAAAGCAGAGAUCGGUGCAGAAGGUCAUGUCGACAGCAUAUUUCCUGACAAGCAAAGCAGAAGGUUACCAUGUCAAAAAGCAAUUGCUGCAAUUUCCUACCCAAUUCUAACUGUUUAUUCUUCGCAAGGACAAUCAUACAUCAAUGCAGUAACGAAUGUUCACGGAUCAAAGUAUUGGACGCAAGAUACUGGAGGAAUAAACUCGCUGUUGGAAGUGUUGUUCUCCUAA
Messenger RNA from Necator americanus (New World hookworm), 486 nucleotides. RefSeq lists its product as uncharacterized. The transcript has 2 exons. The record is from RefSeq and is a predicted model, not a curated record. The coding region runs from base 1 to 486 and encodes 161 amino acids. Lineage: Eukaryota; Metazoa; Nematoda; Chromadorea; Rhabditida; Ancylostomatidae.